This is a messenger RNA of Anolis carolinensis (green anole), 4208 nucleotides long. RefSeq names its product zinc finger protein 250. Lineage: Eukaryota; Metazoa; Chordata; Lepidosauria; Squamata; Anolidae. Gene Ontology annotation, molecular function: RNA polymerase II cis-regulatory region sequence-specific DNA binding; DNA-binding transcription activator activity, RNA polymerase II-specific. Gene Ontology annotation, cellular component: nucleus. The record is from RefSeq and is a predicted model, not a curated record. Bases 254 to 2296 code for a protein of 680 amino acids. Gene Ontology annotation, biological process: regulation of transcription by RNA polymerase II. The transcript is spliced from 7 exons.
GUGUUAUUCAGAGUAACUUCCUGCCAGGGCUCCUUCUCCCCGCCCCUUUCCACUUCCCUGUGUUUACAUUUCUCUGUCACUUCCUGCAGCAGUGCCUUGGAGAGAGAGAGACCUGGAGGGGAAAAUCUCCAAGCUGCGAUAUCUCGAUUUGCUUCUGAAGGUUUUUCCAGUCCAAGUGCUCUAACUGUCGGCGGCCAUGAAUCACAGUUAGUAAUCCAUUUGGAGAAGUCAGACACAGCAGCCAAGGGAAACCAUGGCAAGAACAGAUGAAGCGGAUGCCUUGGAUCUCUGCUUCAAGUCUGCAUUAGUGCUGGAAGAGAGGAUGAAAGUGCAAGACUUUGCAGCAAAAAGAGGCAGAGAAAACAUGCAUGCCAUUGGCACUGGGAGUGACCUGGGAUUCGGGGGGGAAAUGGUCUCAAAGACUCUGGAUAAGGAUAAUAUGGAUGCAUUCCGACAGUUUCUCUACGAAGAGGCCAAGGGGCCUCGAGAAGUUUGCCAGAGUCUCUGGGAGCUUGGCCUUCAGUGGCUGAAGCAGGGGCAGAACAUGAAGGAGGAGAUUCUAGUGAUCUUGGAGAAGCUCCUGGCUGUCCUCCCCUUGGAGAUGAAGACCUGGGGCCCGGUGACCUUCGAGGAAGUGGCCGUGAAGUUCUCGGAGGAGGAAUGGGCUUUGCUGGAUCUGAGCCAGAGGGCUCUGUACUGGGAAGUCAUGUUGGCAAAUUACCAUACUGUGUCCUCUCUGGCCACUCUGUUGAUCUCCAGACCUGACUUCAUCUCCCAGUUGAAAGAGGAGGAAGAGCCAAGGGAAGAGUGUGCAGAGGAAGGGGCAAGAUUGACAGGGAAUGACCAAGUUGAGGAGAAUGAAGAUGAGAACGGCCAGCCAGAAAGAUCCGAGCAGGUGGACAAUGGCAGGGAAACAUCACAGGAAGAGACUGAAGAGAAUGAUUUGCAGGGUCUUAACAUUAGUGUUCCUGACUGCUCUCAAGAGUGGGAAGGCCCAUAUGGAUGUUCCAAGUGUGGAGAAAGCUUCAGUGAUCAAUCCCUCCUCCUUGAGCACAGAAAAUCUCAUCCAAGAGAGAAGCGAUUCAGCUGCUCUUUAUGUGAAAAAAUGUUCAAUAAGAAGGUAUAUCUAACUGCACAUGAAAGAACUCACACAGGGGAGAAGCCCUUCAAAUGCCUCGACUGCGGCAAAAGUUUCAUGAGCCACGUGUACCUUAUCAUCCAUAGGAGAAUCCACACAGGAGAGCGGCCCUUUCCGUGCCAUGAAUGUGGCAAAGGGUUCAUUAAUAAACAGGCCCUGAGUAAACACAAGGUUGUCCAUACAGGAGAGAGGAAAUAUCUAUGCACUGUGUGUGAUAAGAGGUUUGCCCAUAAAAGUGACCUGGUGAGGCAUAGAAGGAUCCACACAGGGGAGAAACCAUACAGCUGCCCCACGUGCGGGAAAGGUUUUAUUCAGAAAGCGUGCCUCAUUGAGCAUGAGCUGAGCCAUCGCAAAGACCAACCGUAUGUCUGCUUGGAGUGUGGCAAGAUAUUCAAACGGAGAAAAGGCUUCUUUUCACACAUGAGGAUGCAUAGGGGAGAGAGUGUGCCAGAAUCCACCAGGAACAAUGAGGAAUCUGUUGUUACAAACAGCAAAACCCUGGCCAAAGAGAAAUUGCACCCAUGCCCAGCUUGUGGCAAAAGCUUCAAAUCGAGAUGCCACCUUCUCCUUCACCAGAGAACCCACACAGGAGAGAAACCCUAUGAAUGCUCCGAAUGUGGGAAAAGCUUCAGUCAACAGUCGUCCCUCUACUCGCACCAAAAGGUCCACACAGGCGAAAAGCCCUUUUUAUGUACCCAGUGCGGAAAGAGCUUCCGUAAUAAAAGCAAUUUAGCCCGGCACCACCGAAUCCAUACGGGUGAGAAGCCGUUCAUGUGCCAAGUGUGUGGGAAGAGCUUCAGCCAGAAGGCUUCUGUAGUAGCGCACCAGACAACUCACAGCAAAGACAAACUCUAUUCGUGCCCUGACUGUGGGAAGACCUUCAAGCUGAAAGUGUCCCUCCACGUACACCAGAGAACCCAUACGGGCGAGAAGCCCUAUAAAUGCUCCAGGUGUGAGAAACGAUUCAUUGGACAUUCCCUGCUGAUACGGCACGAAAAGACACACACAGGUGUUUCAUCUUUGGACACAACCCAAAUAAUUCUGCCUGUUUCUGAGCUGGCCAUGGAAACGACAGAAUCUACAGAGAUAUGUAUAGCCCCUCGUCAAUACCAGGUGAAUGCGGAUGGUGAGUUAUUUCUUGUGCAAACUUCUGCAUAAAUCUGGAUCAUCUUCAUUGGAAACUAAGCUUCGGUAAGAUGGGAAACAUGUCUCUUUCUGGUACAGAACUCAAUUACAUUGGUAAGAAAAGAAACUGAAAUCUUAUUACCCAUGUAAAAAUCAAGCCAGGAACACUCUAUGUUUUAGGUCAAUGUGGUCCAACCUUUAGUUACCCAAGGGCCAAUCAAACUAUUUUAAAAGUUUGUAUACAUUGAAACAUGAUAAAGCGAAGGACUCACCAUCUCAGCCAAAAAUUUGGACAAUUUGGGAUUUUAGAAAAGGGCAAUUCUGGAGAAGGGAAGCUAGAGAUGUGAAAAAGUGACUUUUCUGUUUUUUGGAGCAAGUAAAUUAAAAAUGAAAACAAAUCUUCAUUUUCUUGCAGGUUCCAUGAUCAAGAUGGUCUGGAAAUGGAAGUUGUUUGAUGUUUUUGUAGUUUUAAUGGAUUUAAUCUACAGUUGUAUGUAUUUUAUUUAGAUAUGUUAUAUAUUUUUAUAUAUUUGUAAGGCAUUGAAUUUUGCCAUUUAUUAUGUUGUAAACCGCUUUGAGUCCCCCCAGGGGUGAGAAAAGCGGUAUAGAAAUGCAGUUAAUUAUUAUUAUCAGAAUAUUCCUCUUUGCUUAUUUUCUGUAUCAUAUUUUUUGUUAUACCAGUCUACAUCAAAACAUAUUGAAAGCUGUUUAUAGUUAAAUCCUUCCUUUUAAAAAAAGCAAUAACAUAAUGUAAAACAUAUAAGAGGGGGAAGGGAGAGAGAGAGAGAGAGAAUAUAUCUUGUAUUUAUAUAUUUCUCAAAAUGUGUCUGUUAUUUCCCAACCAGAUGCUCUCCAUAACAAGAAUAUGGAAAGGGGCGUGUGUGUGGGUUUAAAUUCCAGCUUUCAGCCAUUGCUAGUUGGAGAGUUUGGAGGUUUUCGGCCAGAAAUGCAGAUAUUCUAAACCUCACCCUGAACUUCAGACAGUUUGAGAAAAGCCAGUAUCAAUGAAUAGAAGCAAAGAUGGAUAUGAAAUCAAUCCUUCACCUUUAAAAUAUAAUUGUUUGAAUGAAACAAUUUAUUAUAUAUAGACUAAUAGAAGCCAGGAUGGAGGUGAAAUUAAUCCUAUAAUAGUUUGAAUGAAAAUUUUUAUGUCUUUCUGGAUGUGUCUCCAUUGUAGAAUUAGAGUUGUUUGAUACUACUUUGGCUGCCAUGGGCCAAUGCAAUGGAAUCAUGGGAGUUGUAGUUUUACCAGAACUUUAGCCUCCUUUGCCAAAGAGUGAGUGUUGGUACCUCACCAAACUACAACUCCCAGAAUGCCAUAGCAUUGAGCCAAGGCAAUUUAAAAGUGCUCUCAAACUGCAUUCGUUCUACAGUGGAGAUGCACCUCUAGCAUGAACCUUAAGAACUAUUCAUUGAGCAGGACGGAUAAUCUAUGCAGCAUAUACUGCAGCUUACAACUCAGGAGCAUUAGUACAUUAUGUUCAUCUUGCCUGUGUAUCCCACCAUUAUGGUCCUCAUGCAAAACCAAUUAUUCAAUGGAGAUGAAGCCGAUCUCCACCCGUCCAGUUUUCUUUAUUAUUAGUUUCCAUUCAGUUUGAACAUGCUGUAGAAUUAAUGCAGUCUGACGCCACUGUAACUACCUUAGCUCAAAGCCAUAGGAUCCUGAGAAUUGUGUCUUUGGCAGAUAAGGUUGAAGACAAUUCCCAGGAUUCCAUAAUAUUGAACCAUGGUAGUUAAAGAGGGUUCAAAGUGCAAUAAUUUGGCAGUGUGGAUGCACCCGUAUUCAUGCAUAAGAUAAAGCAUUCCCUAGCUCUCAUUUGAUUUAAUUUUCUUUUAACUUGAUUUGUGGGAUGCUGCUCUUAAUACUUCUAAUUAUUUUUGUAUAAUGGUCAGAGUUUAUUUUGGAUUGCAACCUCUUCGACUAAAUAAACCGAUGUCGUCUGCA